Molecule: messenger RNA, 828 nt
Organism: Meira miltonrushii
Lineage: Eukaryota; Fungi; Basidiomycota; Exobasidiomycetes; Exobasidiales; Brachybasidiaceae
Exons: 1
Coding region: 319-735 (138 amino acids)
Source: RefSeq, a predicted model, not a curated record
CUACCAUUCAGACCCGUGUACAGUUGCAUGCUCACUUGGCGAUGGGGCGGUCAAGAAAUACACGGAUCGCCCCGUUGUUGAUGGACAAAGUCUGAUGAUUUGAAAGGUAUAUAAUUCAGAUAUGGUUGUAGAAUCUUGUCUCCCACCAGAAAAAGCAUUGCUCUAUAGUAGUACCGAAGAUGCGCUUCUCAUACAUUUUGAUCUUCUUGAAUGCACUCCUGAUUGGUAGUGUAUAUUGCGCUACUAACAAGCCAGAGUCUCCUCGCUCUUCUCCUAAGCAAGUCGUUGGCUCAAGUUCCAGUCAAACUUAUACUGCUCAUGACCACGCACAAGCUCUUAGAAGUGCCAGAAAAGGAAUGGAAAGGCAGAAAACAUAGUGACAGAACGGCACUUGCUGGCUGUUCACAAGCUUUUUGCUUAUUUGGAAAUGGUGGCCAUUUUCGUCAUCAUACUGGAAGAGCAGAUGUUCAUCGUAAAAAUCUCCGAGAGCACAAGACUGAAUUAGAGACAACGUUGGCCAGAGAUGAUUUUGGACCUGCAAAAGAUAAAAAAGUUCAAAAAAGUUUAGAUCAUGAAGUCAAAUGGGCUAAAAAAAGACUUGAUCAAUUUCCUAGACAAGAACAACAUCGUAAUGCAGUUAUAAAGGAUCAUCUCAAACAAGAGAGGAUCAAUCGUGGUGCACAUCCACAAUCACACUAUGACUACGACAGUGACGAUGUGCUUUUCGGCCGAUGAUUUUUGCUUUUGGUUCUUAUCAAUACUUUUAGAAUAUGAAUAUCUACUACUACACUCAAUGUCUGAUCUAUCAAUACUACGGCAAGUUUCAAU